AUAUACUCCGUAUAUAUCAUGAGAGCAAACGCUCAAGCCAUCCAUCUAAUUUCACAUGCUAUAUACUCAUGACAUACAUGGCAUCAAACCCAAAACCCCAAACUCCUUCCUCUCCCCUUUUCAUUUCCCUCAGUCUCCUCGUCUUCGCGCUCAUUAUCGGUCACGUCGAACCACGUGCUUGCGACACGUGUCCUGCACGCUCGUACCCCGUCAUCAUCGCCCCGUCUCCUAACCCACCAAGCGGUCCAGGCAACGCAGGAGGCGGUGGCAACAAUGGAGGAGGAGGAGGAGGCAACAAUGGAGGCAAUGGAAAUGGCGGUGGCAUCAAUGGAGGCGGUGGGAGUGGCGGUGGGGGGCGUUGCCCGAGAGAUGCUUUGAAGCUGGGAGUGUGUGCAAACUUGUUGGGGGGAAUGGUGGGGGUGGUGAUAGGGAGGCCGCCCCCAACGGUGCCGUGCUGCACGUUGAUCUCCGGCCUGGCGGAUCUGGAGGCGGCGGCGUGUCUGUGCACCGCCAUACGAGCCAACCUGCUGGGCCUGAACCUGAACCUUCCGCUCUCCCUUAGCCUCGUCCUCAACAACUGUGGCCGUCGGGUCCCAAUCGGCUUCACCUGUUAGGAAUUAUUAAUAAACCUCAUAAAUAUUGAUCGAUUUGCUUGUCUUUAAUUUGCAUGCAUUGUUGUGUUUAUAAAUUAUAAUAAUAAUAAGUCGAUCGG
This is a messenger RNA of Cuscuta campestris, 712 nucleotides long. NCBI's taxonomy places the organism in Eukaryota, Viridiplantae, Streptophyta, Magnoliopsida, Solanales, Convolvulaceae. The record is from the annotation of a GenBank genome assembly.